Messenger RNA from Dibothriocephalus latus, 408 nucleotides. The record is from the annotation of a GenBank genome assembly. Lineage: Eukaryota; Metazoa; Platyhelminthes; Cestoda; Diphyllobothriidea; Diphyllobothriidae.
AUGGGCGAGAAUGCUGCCGAACCAUCAUUCCUCGACAAAGCUGCGAAUAGGACCUCCAUGCUGCCGUAUUACAUCCGAGAGCACAAGAGGCUGGCAGCAAGGCGGUUCUGCCACGCCCGCAGCAAGGAGAAUGGCCUGAAACACUUGGACAUACGGACUGGCUGGUUGGCCCUCUUCUGGUUGGCCACCUUCUUUGGCGUGAUGGGCCUCCUAGUGAUGCUGCUGGUGGACAUUGUGACCAGUUUCCUGGCAAACCCCGUGGCGACACAGAUAAAGGCCGAGGACGGAGAUUUGGAAUUUCCCGAUGUGACUGUCUGUCCCAAGUCGCCCUUCACCAGUGGCAGUUCUGCAGCUGAGUUGAAGAGCCUACAGGCUUUGCGUGAGAGUAUUAAGAAGAAGCUGAAGGAC